AUGAGCCGCUUUCUGAACGUGUUGAGGAGCUCAGUGAUCGCUGUGGGAAACACAGUGCAGAGCUUCAGAGAUCACAGCUUCCUGUCCCAGAAGCUCUACACAGGAACACCUGAAUAUGUAAACGGUCUUCAGGCGAGAACCUUUGGCAUAUGGACUCUCCUGUCCUCCAUCCUCCGCUGUGCCUGUGCCAUAGACAUUCAGAACAGAACGCUUUAUCAUAUCACUCUGUGGACAUGUGUUCUGGCGCUCGGUCACUUCCUGUCCGAAGUGUUUCUCUAUAAAACUGCUCCUCUGAUUGUAGCCAGUUUCUCUAUCGUGGGCAUGUUAAUCUUUGAGCCUCAGGAAGUAGUGGGAGCCCGUCAGAAGAAGAGGAACUGAGGGAUACUCCCGGCUGAUGCUUCAUCACUGAUGCCUUCGGCUGUGA
Messenger RNA from Sinocyclocheilus anshuiensis, 424 nucleotides. It is a transcript of the gene erg28, whose product is annotated as ergosterol biosynthesis 28 homolog. Gene Ontology annotation, molecular function: protein-macromolecule adaptor activity. The record is from RefSeq and is a predicted model, not a curated record. NCBI's taxonomy places the organism in Eukaryota, Metazoa, Chordata, Actinopteri, Cypriniformes, Cyprinidae. Gene Ontology annotation, cellular component: membrane; endoplasmic reticulum.